This is a messenger RNA of Thecamonas trahens ATCC 50062, 3614 nucleotides long. RefSeq lists its product as uncharacterized. NCBI's taxonomy places the organism in Eukaryota, Apusomonadida, Apusomonadidae. The record is from RefSeq and is a predicted model, not a curated record. Bases 1 to 3315 code for a protein of 1104 amino acids. The transcript has 2 exons.
AUGGAAAGGCACGCGGCACUCAUUGCCGCCACCCGUGGCGAUGGUGCGUUUUCUGUUCCUGCGCUGGACGCUGUUGUCCGCGACCUGUUCGAGCCGUCGGCGGCCGAGCCCGAGCUGGCUGCCUCGGCCAACCAGGCACUGCUGGCCUUCCAGGCCUGGCCGGGCGCAUGGCAGACUGUGCCGGACAUUGUCGACUCGACCGAGUACAGCCCAACUCGGGCCAUUGCUCUUGCUCUCCUUGACGAUGCCAUCGCCAACCCGCUCUUUGCCCGCCUCGUCCCGCUCCAUCAGUGGGAGGCCAUCGCCUCGUGGCUCACCGCCUUUCUCGCCGCUGCCGUCGCUGCCGCUGAUGGCGCAAAGGCGGCCGCUGCAGACGCCACGCGCGCUGCGCUUGCUGCAGACACUGCAGGCUCGGAUCCGGCCGGGGAAGCUGCCGACGCCGCCGACGAUGCCCGCGAUGCCGCUGCUGAGACCUCUGCCCUGGCCGCCAAGGCUGCUUCCAUGGUCGUCACCCUCGCCGUCAACAAGCUCUGGCCGGCGCACUGGCCGGGCCUGGUCACCGAGCUGGUCCAAGGCGCCGCAUCCUCGCGCCUUGCUGCAGUCACCAAUCUUGGCAUUCUUGCCGAUCUCGCCUCCGCCGUCGUCGCUGUCCUCGCUCCGGGCUCAGCGCGCAUCGGCUCUAAGGCUGCCCCGCCCGUCGUCAACGCCGACCGUCGCGCCGCGCUUGCCCACCAGCUUGAGCUCGACUUUCCGGUCAUUGUCCAUCUCGCCAUCGAGGCCGCCGCCACGCCCGACGACGAGCUCUCGCUCGCUGCCCUCGCUGCCCUUGCCUCGUUUGCAGAGUGGAUGCCGCCUGCGCUCGCCCUCUCCAGCCAGCUGUUGGACACCCUCAUGUCGGCUGCCGCCUGCCCUACACCCCAGCUGGCCGCUGCCGCUGCGGCCUCGGCCUCGCGCCGUGGCCUCCGGCACGCCUGGCUUGCCCUCGUCGCUCUCGCGCGUCUUGGCGAUGCCACCGCAAAGCGUGCGGCGCAAACCGAGACCGACAUUACCCUCGUUCGCGCCGCCUCCGACGGCCUUGAGCCCGAGCUCCAGCCAGCGCUGGUCGAAGCGCUGCUUGCUGCCGUCGCCAAGGCCCUCCCGCCGGCGGCCGAUCUGCCGCAGUGGGUCGAGGCUGCGCCGGCUGUGGUCGUCCACAUGGCGAGCCUUGCAUCGGCCUUUAUUGUGCGCACCACAGAGUUUGUCGCCGACGCUGCCAGCUGUGACGCAAUUGCUCAGCGAGUCACCGCCGUCCACGGCUCGGCUGACGUCCUCACCGAUGCCCUUGUCGCUGCCGCCACGUUCCUGGCUGCUGCCGUCACCGCCGGUCUCACCCUCCUCCGCGACGCGGCCGCCGCUAGCCUCGACGACGACGACACCGCCGCCGUCGGCUCGCUCGUUGUCGAGGCCGCCGCUGGCCUGCCUCCCGCCAUCGCCGGCUGUGCUCCGCUCGGCCUCGACUCGCUGCUCCCGAACCCGCCCGCAGGCCGCCUCCUUACCGCACUCCUCACCGCUGCGCCGCAGCCCGACGGACCAGCGCUUGCGCCGCCUGCUUCGCACGCAGAGUCGUGGACCCUCCUCUCGCCACCGCUCUCGGGGAGCUACGAGCUCUCGCUUGCGCCAGCUGUAGCCUCGGUAACGAUGGCGCUCGCAGAGAGCCGCAACACCGGCGAGGUGCUUGCGGCAGCGUCGGUGGCCAUAGGCUCUGGCGAGCCGGACGCGGUUGUCCGGCUCGCGUGGGCCUUCACCUCGCUCGCCCCAUCGGCGCCGUCGUCGGCUCUUGCCGCCCUCCUCGGUGUCCUCGCCCAGCUCGAGUGUCCGCCGCUGGACUCGGACUCGCACGCGCGGGUUUACUUUCUCGCCUCGCUCCUUCCAGCGUGGUGCGUCGCGAGCGAGAGCCUCGGUGCCCCGGGUACGGUAGCUGUCGAGCUUGCUCACUUUGCCACUGAUGCGGCGUCAUCGGCAGGUGCGGCAGGCCUCGCGCCGCUGAUUCGCAUCGUCGCCUCUGCCGCCGCCAAGCUCAGCCACAUCUCGUUCGACGCCGCCAGCCCGGUCCUCGUCGAGGCUUGGCUAACCCUAGCAGGCGCGCUGGUCCCCGCCACGGCGUCGUGGCCGCCACCCCAGGGCGCGCACAUACUGCGCGACGCCUACUUUGACAUUGUCGCUGCACUUUGUCGCGCCGCAAGCGACGCCGGCGCCGACGAGGUCCGCGACGAGUUUCUAGCCGCCAUCGACCACAUGCUCCUUCAGCCCAUCGAUGUUGACGCGCUCACGGCCGCCCUCGCCGACCGCGAGCUCCCGGGCGUGCUCUCGGCUGUCAUGCACCUCGCCGAGCUACAUGCAGUGCUGGCGCGCGCGCUCGGCAUCCACUACGCCGCGCUCUUUGAAGCCUACGCCGCUCCACUCACCAACCUCGCCCUCGGCCUCCACGGCCGGGUCGUCGACGCCGCUGCCUCCGGCUCGGUCGACGAAGCCAUCGGCUCGGUCAUGGCAGUUCGCUCGCUGCUCCGUGGCCUUGAUGCAGGCCUCCGCGUAGUGCCGGCUGGCUUGCUCGCCUCGCCAGACCUGGUCUGGGGCGUGCUCGGCGAGCUGGUCGCCGUCUUUGCCGACGCCCCGGUCAACGCGCUUCUGCCCGAGCUCCUUGCGCCGAUCGCCGCCAUUGUCACCCGUGCCGGCGACUCACUCACACCCGACAUGGUGUCCGCUGUUGCCGAGGGUGUCCUCGCCCGCGGCGCGAUCCUCAUUGGCGAAGACACCAGCUCGCUCCCAGAGCUCCGUCUGCCGCUCUUUGAGCUCGCUGGUAAGCUUCUGGCUGGCUGCAUGGCCGCUCUCGACGAUGGCGGCGUAGCCGCCGGCAUCGAGCUCGGCCUCUGGGCCACCCGGCACGCUCACCAGCCAGCGCUGAUCAAGGUUGGUCUCAAAGGGCUCGCCUCGGGCGUCCGCGCCCUCGCUGGAGACAACGGUGAGGGCAUCGGCUCGGAGCGCAUGCUCGCGUUUGCGCAGGCGUUCUGGGAUAGGUUGUGGAACGAUGGGCUCGUCGUCGUAUUUAACGCGCGUAACAGGAGCGAGCUCGCCGCGGCGCUCCCGCUCCUCGACACGCUCCUUGCUGUCGCCGGCACCGUCGGCUCGGAUUGGCCGGCGGUGUCGGCGACUCCGGAGGCCACCAAGCUCGCCGAAGCGCGAACUCUCCCCGCGGCUGCCGAAGACGGCGCGCUGGUGGACGGCUCGCUCGCCCGCCACAUCUCGCGCUCGCACUCUUUGACGCCGACACGGCGCUAGAGACUACGCUGCGAGCGCUGCACGAGGGCGUCAAGCUCAAAGCGCUUGCGUGAGGUGCGUUACGACGAAAUCGAUGAGUCUGAGACAGAGUCGUAGGUGUAGUACGCCUCGAUGCCCGAGUCCUCGUCCGAGGCCGCAGCGGGGACAAGCGCACCAGCGCGCCGCAGACGGGUCUCGUUGUGCUCGCCGUAGCGUGGGCCGCGCCAGAGCGGAAGGACCUGAUGGCCCUUGUGCGAGCGGAACUGCCUGCGGAAGACGCCGUCGGCACCCGAGUCCGAGGUAAAUGAUGAGUACGACGA